This is a messenger RNA of Pediculus humanus corporis (human body louse), 909 nucleotides long. Its product is annotated as protein C10orf86, putative. The coding region runs from base 1 to 909 and encodes 302 amino acids. Gene Ontology annotation, cellular component: Smc5-Smc6 complex; nucleus. Gene Ontology annotation, biological process: DNA repair. The record is from RefSeq and is a predicted model, not a curated record. The transcript is spliced from 2 exons. NCBI's taxonomy places the organism in Eukaryota, Metazoa, Arthropoda, Insecta, Psocodea, Pediculidae.
AUGAAUAAGUCUUCGACUUCAUCAAUAUCAAAUCAACAAAUGUUAAAAAUGGAGGAUUUAUUGGAAGAAAUUACAGAGAUACAAAAAAGCAAUCAAAAUCCAGAAAAAAUUAUGAUAAGAGUGGAGGAAAUUAUUAAGGAAUCAAGUAGUAUGGUUGAAGAUUCAACAUUAUCGAAUGAAGUUGUUUUAGAUGCUAAAAUUCUUCAUAUAGGUUCUGAUUGUAUUAACUCUAAUGUGUCAUCAUUGGUAACAAAUUUAACAUCGUUUAAUGAAGAUAAAUACAUUAAUGGAGUUCUUAACUACAUUGAAGAAAUAAGCGAAGAUAGCCUUAGUGAAAUAAAAUGGGAUAAUAUUGCCCCAUCUACUUACACAUUAUUUAAAAAGUCUGAACCUGUUACUUUUAUGCUUGGACCAUUAAAAUUAAAAGCAACAGAAAAUGUUGAUUCUGUUAUAAAAGAAAAAGUUGAAAGGCAAAAAAGAAGUCAACAACAAACAGAAAAAAUUACUUUGGCAAGUAGUGAUGAUUAUGAACCAGUUCAUCAAGAAGAUACCAGUGAUGUCUAUAAACAUAUUUUUAAAUGUCUAAUACAAGAGUAUAUUAAAAAUAAUAAGAAACCAAUUAAUUAUGCAAAAUUUAUAUUAGAUCCAAUGGAUUUUUGGAAAACUAUCGAAAACAUAUUUCAUUUUUCAUUUUUAAUUCGAGAUGGCAGCGUGAAAAUGUGUCUUAUUAAUGAUGAAAUAUUUACUAAACCAAUGUCGAAAAAAUCAAAUGAUAAUCCUGUAUCUAGUAAUGUUCAAUUUUGUCUAACAUUAAGUUAUGAUGAUUGGAAAAAACUCGUUGAAAAAUUUGAAAUUACAAAACCUUGCAUUUCUCCUAAUGAGUUACAAAGUUUUAAGGUUUUAGUCUAG